This is a messenger RNA of Dioscorea cayenensis subsp. rotundata (Guinea yam), 1437 nucleotides long. Its product is annotated as putative MYST-like histone acetyltransferase 1. Gene Ontology annotation, biological process: regulation of DNA-templated transcription. NCBI's taxonomy places the organism in Eukaryota, Viridiplantae, Streptophyta, Magnoliopsida, Dioscoreales, Dioscoreaceae. Bases 6 to 1247 code for a protein of 413 amino acids. The transcript has 9 exons. Gene Ontology annotation, molecular function: histone acetyltransferase activity. The record is from RefSeq and is a predicted model, not a curated record.
GGGAGAUGGCAAAGAAGACGCCUCUCCGGCCGGCGGCCGGUGGCGAUCUCAAGGCCUGCGGCGGGCAGAGAAGGUCGGAGAGGAAUAGGAAGGAGGUGGGGGUGAAGCUGCCGUUGGAGUUGGGUUCCAAGGCGAUGUGCCAGUGGUGCGACAAGAAGCUCCAUCCGGUAGAGAUCAUUGCUAGCCGGAAGCUCUCCGACGAAUACGAGUACUACGUCCACUACACCGAGUUUGAUAAGAGGCUUGAUGAAUGGGUUAAACUUGAGCGGCUUAAUUUUGACUUUGAGAAGAUUGACAGUGAUCAGAAAGUGAAGGAGACCAAAAGCUUAAAAAUGAUGACACGUCUCCAGAGAAAGAAGAUUAAUAUGACACAUGAGGAGAAAGACCAUGAGGACUUUGAACCUGGCAGCUUGCAGGAACACGAAAAAGUUAAAAACAUUGCCAAAAUAGAGCUCGGAAGAUUUGAGAUGGAAACAUGGUAUUUCUCCCCUUUUCCUCCGGAAUACAAUGAAUGUGAGAAGCUGUACUUCUGCGAGUUUUGCCUUAAUUAUAUGAAGAAGAAAGAACAACUUCUAAGGCAUAUGAAGAAAUGUCAGCUGAAGCAUCCCCCAGGAAAUGAGAUCUACCGAAGUGGCCCCCUUUCUAUGUUUGAGGUUGAUGGCAUGAAGAACAAGGUGUAUUCACAGAAUCUUUGCUCUAUUUCAAAAUUAUUCAUUGAACACAAAGCAGCAAAUAUUGAGGUCGGUGGGUUUUUGUUCUACAUUCUCUGUGAAUGUGAUGAUCGGGGUUGCCACAUUGUUGCGUAUUUCUCUAAGGAAAAGCAUUCCAUGGACUCUUGCAACUUGUCCUGCAUUCUGACCUUUCCUCCUUACCAGAAAAAAGGAUACGGAAAAUUUCUGAUUGCAUUUUCAUACGAACUCUCAAAGAUCGAGGGCAAAGCAGGGACCCCGGAGCGGCCACUUUCUGAUCUAGGAUCAGUGAGUUAUAAGAGAUACUGGACCAGGGUUAUUCUAGACAUUUUGAAGCAAAACAACGACAUGACGAUAGUUGAGGUCAGCAAUAUGACUGCAAUCAAGCCUUAUGACAUCUUCAACACUCUACGGGAACUUGAGUUGGUGAAGUACAAGAAUGGCCAAUACAUCAUCUCUAAGAACAGAAAAGUAAUAGAUCUUCACCUUCAGGCUGCGGGCAGUGCUGGGUUGCCUGUUGACGUCUCCAAAUUGAUUUGGACUCCAUAUAGAGCAUAAGGUUAAUGGUAAAAGUUCUUAACACUACCUUCUCUUCCAUUGGAUUAGCAGUAUCUGUUGCGCCAGCACAGAUCUACAGACUUAUAUGGUCCUGGAUUGUCAGAUUGUUUUACUGACUAGUCUUCUGAAAGAGUUGUGUGUGUAUAUAUAUAUAUAUACAUUUUGACAAAUAGGUGACUAAUGUUCCAUU